AUGAACUACCAGCUCAUUGUGGCCCUUCAGCAUGUCUACAUCCUGCCAAGUCUACUGCUGUAUUUGGCCCAGUUCUGCUAUAUCGUCUCUUCACGAGACAAUGAAUUUUCCACCUCCUUCUACUACAUUUUUUUGAUACGCGCUCCAGCAGACAUAAUUCAAGUAACAGCCAGUCUGGUAGCGUAUCGGUAUCCGUUGGCUGGAUGGAAGGCAGUUCUUGACAAGCCGUAUAUGGCU
This is a messenger RNA of Ostertagia ostertagi, 237 nucleotides long. The record is from the annotation of a GenBank genome assembly. NCBI's taxonomy places the organism in Eukaryota, Metazoa, Nematoda, Chromadorea, Rhabditida, Trichostrongylidae.